Vitrella brassicaformis is the source of this 3204-nucleotide messenger RNA. NCBI's taxonomy places the organism in Eukaryota, Vitrellaceae. The record is from the annotation of a GenBank genome assembly.
CUUCAGUCCAAGUGUACGCUAUUCGACCUGCUUCUGAGCUACGUUCCGGCAGAUCCCAGGGGCAGAUCAAGACCUCACACGGUACGAGCAAACAGAUAUGCCAGAAAGACAGCAUAGAUCUCUCCAUCUGUCCAUCCAUCCGCCCAUGUGGUCCUUGGUGUGGUCCAGGUGCAACUUUGAAACGAGAGUAUGGCGUCAUCGGUCGCUGGCAGCGUCAACCUUGGCCGAGAUCCACUUGUGCCUGGGAGACUGGAGCGUAAGAGCCGGUCAUGUCCAUCAUUUUUUUUUUCCAUCUCUCUGUCUGUUUCAGUCCCGGUAGGCACCUUUGUUUGGUGGAAGAGGGGCCACGGCCCGUGGCAGCUGGGAGUGCGUGUGGACCUGCAGAUGGAGAUCGAGCUCGGUAAAUACCUCAAGAAAAGGGAAAACAUGCAUGGCUGGUUGCUGCAUCCAUGGUCAGGGUUCCUGACGAACGAGCGAGCCAUCGCCGAGCUCCGCGGCGACCGAGCCAGGGUCAAAGAAGGCCACGUUUGCAUCUGGAGCGUCGCCGAGGGGCAGUACGCCAUUUGCACGCCCACCAACAUCCAGGUAUGAGAGCCGGUGUCUGCGAAGCUGCCGAAACAUCGAUUCCGCCUGCUGUUUUUUCGAUAUCUGCAGCCCUACGACUACGGCGAUGAGGACGGCGACUAUCGCGUAUUGCAAGCAAAGAGGCGUGUGUGUGGCGCAGUGUGUGAUGCAAUGUAUGUGUGUCCUUUUUGCAGCACUACGCCACGUCCAACAAGAACAUCAGGGCCUUGGGCGCCGUGCAGUGGCUCAAGCUGAUGCGCACAGACGACACGGCAUCCACACAGACGCGUACGCCACGCACGAACCUACAGUCAUUACAAAGACCGUGACUCAACCAUCUUUCCGACGAUUGCUUUUUGGAUCAGUGCCCUCAGGCCUUCAGGUGCUGGAUACGUACUGCGACGAGCACGCCUACAUCAAUGGAGUCCUGGACGGCACGGUCGAGCCCCCACCGCCCAGAAUCGCCCACGAAGAGGCCGAGCAGGUGGCCACAAGUAAGAGGAGGAGGGCGGCGGUUCCCAAGGGGCAGAGCAAGAGACGCCGGAGGGCCCUGGGGCCAAUCAAGGAUGAGGAGCAAGAUGAGGAAGAAGAGGCCGACAUCGAAGAUGAGCGCAUGGCUGGUACCGCUGCAGCAGGCCGACGCAACCGUCGGAGUCUUGAACCCUUGUGCUGCCGCCAUUCCCCACCAAGCUGCCGCCCAACAACGACCAGGGUGACAUCAAGGACGAGCCCAUGGACGCUGCGGCGGCAUUCUCGCCAGCAGGACAUCAGAGAGGGCGCAGAGGGGCCUGGGGGGCAUCCAAGGACGCCUCGCCCUUCUCUCCCUUGGCAUCGCCGCCAAGGGGUGCAGGCAGACGCCAGAGGGGAAGCCCUAUGGCGCUGCCGUCGUUUGGGGCGGGGAAGAGGCAGGACGAAGACGAUGCUGCCGCUGGGACUAAAGACGGAUUUGGCGGAGGGUUGGGUAUGAUGGACAUGGACUUCGCCAGACCCUCACGCAUCAGCACCGUAAGCCCAUCAGAUACCGCUGCUGCUUCACUUGUGGAGGCCCUGUUCCUGAUGUGGAUGUGUCUCUAUCAGACGAACGAGAGUCAAUGGGUGGAGUCCAUCAAAUACCUCAAGAUCGGAGGCGGCCAACUCAUGGAGUGGGCAAGAGAGAUGUGCCAUGCUCAUGCACGUGCAUCCCGCUAUAUUUUGCACUUCAGGAUGCUCCAUCAUCUGCGCCUCAAAGCCAUCUUCAUCCACGACACCCCCAACCAGCGAAUGCCCCGCCAGCCGCCCGACGGCUCUCGGCUUGGGGGAUACCUCAGGGAGAUGAGAAUGCAGCAGUUUGUGCCCAUCGCCGAGUCGACACCCGCCCUUCCAUCGCCACUCCCAUCGCACGGCGUCAAGGCGCUUGAGCGCUUGAUCGACGAUACAUGGACCGCGCCAAAGGGAUGGUGGAAGGGCUGUGUCGCCAGUACGUCUACCUGCUGUUCUCGUGCGUUGUGGUGCUACUCAAGAAGAGCCGCCAGGUGGCGUUUGGGAUGGGCGCGAGAAGAGGAGGUGAGCACAAGCACACUCGUGGGAGCCGGCUUUGAAUUUCCCCCUUUCUUUGCUCAGCGGCAUAUGACGAGCAGCCAGCAGCAGCAGCAGCAGCAGCGGCCGGUGCGGCUGAGCAGGAAACGCGGCUGCCAGAGGGGACCUCGCUGUACCUCUGGGCCUCGUGCGGGCUCAGCGUCACCGGACGAGACACUAUCAGGAAGUCGCUCAGCCUGAGAGAGAUCGCAGCACUGCCCCCGUCACAGGCCGACAUUCAGGGUAUGGGUGUGUACAGCGAGAUGCGAUCUGCCUUCCCCCUGGAUGAACUGAGCAAAGCUGAGGCAGGAAUGUUUGUCCGGAGUGUAUGGGUCUUGUGUGUGUUCAGAGUGUCGCUGCAGGGCUCGGUCGUGCCUGGAGGAUUUCAUGUCAAUCCUCUCCAGCCUCCAGCGGGACAUGGACUCGACCGCCCUCUUCAGCAACGCACCCGACAUGCCAGACCUCGCAGAGGCAGUACGCAAGCGCUGUUCUUUUGCCCUCUGUAUUUGUCACAUCCACAUGAUACUUUCUGCAGGAGAUGUCGCCCCUGCUUUGGUCGCGCAUCUCGACGCUCAAGCAGCUGAUCGACAGCGCCCACAAGUUGCGCUACGAGAGGGACGCACCACAAGCUUGGGAGGAGCAGCCAUCGGCGGCAGCAGCGGCUGGUGGGGCUGAUGAGGAGAUGGAGGGGGGCGACGAGGACAUCUCACGCCACGCCAUCCGCCACGCCACGGGCGGCAGUGAGGAGUCAUCAGGAGCGACGGCAGCACUGGCAGGGGCGCUGGCACUCUUUGGAGCCGGCUGAGCGUAGUUGCAAGGGUGCGGCAUUGCACACACACAGAGUGCCUGUAUGAGGACGUACUCAUACGUACGUAUGAAUGAAUUGAGGUUGGUCGUACACGUGUGGCUCGCAAAGCGGGUCCAUGCCAUGUGCUGUUCAGUCCAUUUUUGAAUGUACUCGUUUGUACAUGUGGCGUCUAUGUAUCCCUAAGCUUGCAAGCUUGGAUGGGCCAUGUAUAAUUACAUUUUGUGAUGGAUAGAUGGAGGUCAGACGGACAUAUGGCUGCUUCCACAAUUCGUAUCAAG